Enterospora canceri is the source of this 183-nucleotide messenger RNA. NCBI's taxonomy places the organism in Eukaryota, Fungi, Microsporidia, Enterocytozoonidae. The record is from the annotation of a GenBank genome assembly.
AUGUCAUCCACCAUUCUGGUGAAGAUGUGGUAUGGGCUGGUCACUUCCACCGCAUGUGCUGCAUUUCUGAAGCACCCUGUCUCGUGGUGGCCCAGCAGAAAGAGAUCCUUCUCGAUGAAGGAGACGAUCUUGUUUCGGGAUGAGAACUGCUCGGUGACAGGCUGCUGGAAGAAGGCAGCCUGA